Messenger RNA from Arabidopsis arenosa, 1191 nucleotides. The record is from the annotation of a GenBank genome assembly. Lineage: Eukaryota; Viridiplantae; Streptophyta; Magnoliopsida; Brassicales; Brassicaceae.
AACUUGUGUCUGUUUUAUUGAUGAUACCAAAAGAAAAAAGAGUAAGUAAAACCCAAAACUCAUUGUAUCUACGGUUUGCAGGUACGUCGAGGGGAUUAGAGAAAGAAAAUCUUUCAUGUUAUAUUUCGUGACCCGAGAAAGCGAGACUGCUUCUGGGAUACUGGUCAGGACUAUGAUAACUUGUGUUUUGAAAAGCUUGAAGCCAUCUAACUCUUUUAUCUGUGUACUCUUGACAAGGUACCUUCAAAACAAUUUCAAAGCUUGCAUGUUAAAGUUAAAUGCAAGAUCUUGACUUGAAGUUCAGAGGAAACUUGAAAUCUAGCUCCGGUACUUCAGGAGGAGUUCCAAAGUUAAUUCCUUUGACAACAGAGGAUUUGGAACAGAGGAUUUCGUUUUCUUCUCUUUAUGCACCUCUACUCAACAAGCACAUCGAUGGGCUUAGCGAAGGAAAAUCUCUCAUAUUUUAUUUUGUGACCCGAGAAAGCAAGACUGCCAAUGGGUUGAUGGUCAGGACUAUGGUAACUAGUUUUUUGAAAAGCGUUAAACCAACCAGUUCAUUUCUUUGGGAUCGAUUACAGAUAAGCCCGCACGCGAUUACGACUUGUGCAGACACUACUCAGAGCAUCACGGGUACUUCAGGAGGAGUUCCAAAGUUGAUUCCUCUGACAGCAGAGGAAUUGGAACAGAGGAUAUUGUUUGGAUUUCUCUAUGCACCUCUAGUUUUCAAGCACAUUGAAGGACUUACCCAAGGCAAAUCUCUCAUGUUUUAUUUUGUGACCCGAGAAAGCGAGACUGCCUCUGGAUUGAUGGUCAGGUUUAUGAUAACUUGUGUUUUGAAAAGCGUGAAUCCAACCAACUCAUUUCUUUGGGAUCGAGUUGUGAAAGACCGUCAAGAAGCUGGCCAUGUUCCCGCAGACCCUGUGGUGGUCGAUCUCGUCGAUGUUAAAAUUGGCCAUGAUUAUGAACUUCUUGUCACAACGUUUUCUGGUCUAUAUAGAGGCUCUUCUGUGAGUCAGUAUAAGACUCCAAGGUCAGUGACGUAUGAAGAAGCCUUGAAGAUAUUGGAGUCCAACGUUGUUUCCAAGUUUCUUAGCCGGAAAAAUCCGUCGUGGGAGCUACAUGAGCUACAUUCCAGCCGUUAAAACGGCCGUUACAUAAUGUGUGAGACUUGAAGAAAGGGUAAUUAAUAAU